This is a messenger RNA of Uloborus diversus, 1667 nucleotides long. RefSeq lists its product as uncharacterized. NCBI's taxonomy places the organism in Eukaryota, Metazoa, Arthropoda, Arachnida, Araneae, Uloboridae. The transcript is spliced from 5 exons. The record is from RefSeq and is a predicted model, not a curated record. Bases 129 to 572 code for a protein of 147 amino acids.
UAGUUGGGACUUAUUCUUUUGUCCCUGUGGCUAUCAUUAAUAAAAGAGGAGGGUUAGUAGGAGAAAGUAAAAGAUGCUAAUUUGAUGCCGUCUUGAGCGGUGGAUUUAUUUGGACUUGAAAAACUUCCAUGACAAUAAAAUUCAACAUGAAAGCGCUUCAAGUCUUGUGGCAUCUUAUGAUUCUGGCAACGACACCAUUCAACAAUACCGAAGAAAAUUUAAACGUUACGUCUUCAGGAAUAGAGAGGCCACUUUCUUCCGACGUACCCGAUGCAUCUACAUUUGAACCAAAUGAUGUUGCGGAAGGAUGCCGAGAAAUGUCCUUGCACAAGUGUGGGAGCAACGUAGUGCGUGUGUUUCAGCUUCUAGACUACUUGCCAUUGGGUAAAUCAUUCGACGCAAAAUGCGCUCUUAGAAAAGAGUUCUUCAAGUGUAUGGAAGCUGAAGAAACACCUUGCAAGAAACGCGUAUGGCGUCUUGGCGACUCUAAUUUCCGCAGAAGGCUCUUGAGAAGCCUGUGGUCUACACGAGGUUGCGUUCUACGACUCCUGCCCAAUGGAACUCACGUUUAGCGUCCUAUUCUGGAACACUCACACAGUUAACUCCUGAUUAUUCGCGGGGGCGGAUUUUCAAAGUAAAUUAAAUGCACUUGUUUUCACAUAACAAGUGCAAAAUAUGUUUUUAGGUACACCUGUUUCUUUUUUUCCUUUCCCUUCGAAUCUUCAAACCUUCCAAGGUCAUCGGAACAUGACUAUUGCAAAGGUCUACAAUACUUUUUUAGAUUUACACUACGAGUACUUUCUGAUGUCUAGAUUUGCAUUUCUAAUUGAAACCCGAUUUUUGAUCUGAAUCAUUGAUAUUUAGGUCUACACUACCUACCUGAUUUUUAAAGCUACACUAAUUACUGAUUUUUAGGUUUACACUAAUUACUGGUUUUUAAGUCUACACUAAUUACUGAUUUUUAGGUAUACACUAAUCACUCUUUUUUUUUUUUUGGUCUACACUAAUUACUGUUUUUUAGAUCUACUCUACUUACGCGCGUAAACGAGUGACCGGACCAGUUUUGAUUGAAAAAAUUUCUCUUCCCUUCACGGUUUUGGUGUAACUUAGGUAACUUAGCUUGAUGUGUUUCAGUUGAUCUGCUUGCACGAUUUGAUCGUGUAUGUGUGCAACUCGUUUGAAAAAAUGAGCAAUCCUUUUUUUAAGCUUUUAUAUACAUUUUUUACAUAGAUUAGCAUCGCUUUUAGCUGUUGCUUAAAUGUGUGCCAGUGUUAUUGAUUUUUAUGCUACUGUUUACCCUAGCGUCGUUUAUUUUUAAACCUAUUUUAUGGAUUAAACGCGAAAUGCGCUUAUUCCCGGUCACCGUGCCACCCUAUUCCGCGAACAACCAGGAGUAGUAUAAAGAAAGCACUUCCGAAGUGACGUCAUUUUACAGAAAUGAAACAUCUCACUAUACGACAUUAUCAUGGAGAGGCUGAUAGUGGAUGCAACAGCGACACUGCUACAAAGUACGACUCGGAACUGAAUUUUCAUUCAUAACCUUUUACAUUCAUAUUUUUUUACUUUCCUUUUUCAUAUGUAUCAUCUACAAGACGGGAAACUCGCACAAUAUCUGUGUUGGGACAGAUGGCCACCAAGUUCUAAUAAAAGAAAUCUUGGAAUUUGUA